Messenger RNA from Pipistrellus kuhlii (Kuhl's pipistrelle), 3660 nucleotides. It is a transcript of the gene GATA4, whose product is annotated as GATA binding protein 4. The transcript has 7 exons. Gene Ontology annotation, biological process: positive regulation of transcription by RNA polymerase II; negative regulation of transcription by RNA polymerase II; cell fate commitment. Gene Ontology annotation, molecular function: DNA-binding transcription factor activity, RNA polymerase II-specific; RNA polymerase II cis-regulatory region sequence-specific DNA binding; zinc ion binding. NCBI's taxonomy places the organism in Eukaryota, Metazoa, Chordata, Mammalia, Chiroptera, Vespertilionidae. Bases 693 to 2024 code for a protein of 443 amino acids. Gene Ontology annotation, cellular component: nucleus. The record is from RefSeq and is a predicted model, not a curated record.
GGCGAGCGAGAUCGCAGGGGCGCGGGGACCUGGGCGGCGAGCUGGGGACUCGGAGGCUGCUGGCACUGUGGCUGCGAGAACCGCCGCGGCCAAAGCCUCUGGGCCCGGGAGACCGCUCGCUCGCCGCCCUCCGGGAAGCUCCAGCCCCGCAGGUACGGCCUUUUUCGUUCCCGACCUUGUCCUUUCGCGCCGAUCGCGACACUCCCGAGCUCCCCGCGUCGGUGUGCCCGGGAACAGAGAGGACAGCGACUGCGGUGAGGAGGAAAGGAGGGCCUGAGCCCCGCGCCCCAGGCCGCGGCGGCCUGAAGACGGAGCAGCAAGGGCUCUGGCCUGCCCCAAGGGCCGGGUUCCCGCACCCCAGCCCAGACCCCCUGCCUGGCAUCUCCCACCCCUGGGCGCUCCUCACCUCCGGGCCUCGGGGCGCCUUCGGCCCCUCCUGCACCAUCUCCGGGAAGAACCCAACAUUUAAUGUGGGGUUUUCUUGAGUGAAACAAGUCUUUUGCUCCAUGAUGGAUUUAAGGCGUAUAUAUUUUUGAAGGAUUUUUAAGAAGCAUUUGGUUUUUUGAUCUUCAUUUUUGUGACAAUCCCUCGCUCACCUAUACAUUAUUAUUUUUUUGUGAUUAUUAUUUUUUUGUGAUUAUUAUUUUUCUUUCCGCUCCUUGCUCCGAGAGGGAGAGGACUCAGAAGGGAGGAUGUACCAGAGCCUGGCCAUGGCCGCCAACCACGGCCCCCCUCCUGGGGCGUACGAGGCGGGCGGCCCCAGCGCCUUUAUGCACGGCGCGGGCGCCGCGUCCUCGCCCGUCUACGUGCCCACCCCGCGGGUGCCCUCCUCCGUGCUGGGCCUCUCCUACCUCCAGGGCGGAGGCGGCGGCGCCGCGUCCGGAGCCUCCUCCGGCGGCAGCACCGGUGCGGCCCCGUCGGGCGCGGGGCCCGGGACCCAGCAGGGCAGCCCCGUGUGGAGCCAGGCGGGGGCCGAGGGCGCCGCCUACACCCCGCCGCCCGUGUCGCCGCGCUUCUCCUUCCCGGGCACCACCGGGUCCCUGGCGGCCGCCGCCGCCGCCGCCGCGGCCCGGGAAGCCGCCGCCUACGGCACGGGCGGCGGGGCGGCGGGUGCGGGCCUGGCCGGCCGCGAGCAGUACGGCCGCGCCAGCUUCGCGGGCUCCUACUCCAGCCCGUACCCCGCCUACAUGGCCGACGUGGGCGCGUCCUGGGCCGCUGCCGCCGCCGCCUCCGCCGGCCCCUUCGACAGCCCGGUCCUGCACAGCCUGCCCGGCCGCGCCAACCCCGCCGCGCGACACCCCAAUCUUGUAGAUAUGUUUGAUGACUUCUCGGAAGGCAGAGAGUGUGUCAACUGUGGGGCCAUGUCUACCCCACUCUGGAGGCGGGAUGGGACAGGGCACUACCUCUGCAACGCCUGUGGCCUCUACCACAAGAUGAACGGCAUCAACCGGCCCCUCAUCAAGCCCCAGCGCCGGCUGUCCGCUUCCCGCCGAGUGGGCCUCUCCUGUGCCAACUGCCAGACCACCACCACCACGCUGUGGCGCCGCAACGCGGAGGGCGAGCCCGUGUGCAACGCCUGCGGCCUGUACAUGAAGCUCCACGGCGUUCCCAGGCCUCUUGCGAUGCGGAAAGAGGGGAUCCAAACCAGAAAACGGAAGCCCAAGAACCUUAAUAAAUCUAAGACGCCAGCAGGUCCCUCUGGCAGUGAGAGCCUCCCUCCUACCAGCAGCGUUUCCAGCAACUCCAGCACCGCGACCACCAGCAGCAGCGAAGAGAUGCGCCCUAUCAAGACAGAGCCAGGGCUGGGGUCCCAUUACGGCCACAGCAGCUCCAUGUCCCAGACGUUCUCGGUCAGCGCCAUGUCCGGCCACGGGCCGUCCAUCCACCCGGUCCUCUCAUCCCUGAAGCUCUCCCCGCAAGGCUACGCAGCUUCCGUCAGCCAGUCACCGCAGGCCAGCUCCAAGCAGGACCCUUGGAACAGCCUGGCCUUGGCCGACAGUCACGGGGACAUAAUCACCGCAUAAUGUCGCCUCCCUCCCUCCUCAGAUUCCUGCACAGAUUGGGACUUGGAGAACCACAGGGGGCGAGGACCGGCUCCCAGCAGCCGUCCUGCUCCGCCUGGCAGUGACUCCGGAACACCUGGGAAGAAACUUGAAGUCCAUGAUUUGGUUAGGGGAGUGGGUGUAGGAUUUCAUCAGAUGCCUCUUCAACAUGAGGGGCCGGGACGAGCCCAGACUCUGGUCCAGACGCACCCACCCUUCACGAGGAGCACACUCAAGUCCCUUCCAUGGAGCCGGAGACUUCUUUCUCGUCCUCUGCCCCACUCCACCCUGACGAGAGAGGAGCUGUUCUUCUCUACCCUCCCAUCACUAUGGCCUGAGACGGUGGUUUCCCUCUGGUGAUCCCAGCACCGGGAUCUGAGGGUGGGGAGAGGGGCCGGUGCUGGGACCCUGCUCCCGCCUGAGCUAGCGCAUCCAUGUGCCUGCCUUUCCAUGUGACAGGCCCCUCCAGGCAGCUCCUGCCCGUGCCCAACACUCCCCUUCGGGCUCAGCACACCCCUGCACCUCUCAGUACUGAAUCCCGGCUCCAGGAACGGUGGGCGUCGCCCGUGUCACUGGGUGCUCUGUGGGGAGAAGGAGGAGAGGCUGCCUCACCCAGCAUGCGGUAUGGCACCGCAGAAUCUCAACUUGGCAAUGUCGCCUCCCCCACGUUCCUUUUCCCGGCUCAGGGCCUCAUCCCUUCGCUCCUUCUCUUCACCCCAAGGCGUCCGAAAAGAAAAAUCCCUUCCACCGCUCUGUGCGAUUCAGCCUGCCUUCAGCUUGGCCGUGUCUCUCCCUCAGCAAAACAGGAGCUCAGCAGUUUAGCCGAACAUCAAGCCCCCCAAGUCUGCCCCUCAAAAUCCUUCCUCCGCCCCAUCAUGCACAGGGGGUUCUGAGUGAGAACAAAAAAGGUUUUGCUGCUAAAGCGAGUUUGACCGACACUGACCUAAGACUUGAAUUCCCUCUGGAGAGGCUGUCUGGACACCCUGGGGCUGGGCCGCCACUGAAUCGGGAGCAGGGUUUUCCGUGGAUUCUGACUCGCUUGCACUUGGAUCUUGCUGACGCCACUUCUGUUCUGCGGAGCUGGGCUUCUGGGCCAGGCAGCGAGUCCACCCAAGUGGUGCACCUGGCAUCCUUCUCCAGCAGAAACCUGUUGUCCAAGAGGUGAAAAGCUAGCGAUUUCGCGACAUAAAUUCAAAGCAAACACGACAAAACUCCUGAAAAGAAAGAGGACGGCGGCUCAGAGAAGACACUGAAUUGGGCCUCGGGGACUCUCCGGUGCUGGACUGGAAUUGGCCUUUUUCCUAGCUCCACGUUGCUGUUUCUGCCUGUGAUGCCGGAGCUCACAGACUCCUCCCUCCGUGUCCUCCUUAUCCAGAGUGUCACCGACUGCGUCCUACCCUGAGCAACCCGCUCCCACCCCACCCCCAAAUCCUACAGGCUGUAGCAGAGAAUAUCUCUAAACCAAGAUUCUGCUUUAAUCAUCAUUUACAUUGCUUUCUUUCCUGAAGGCCGCCCUCAUAUACAAUACUUUCCCUAACCCACAAACGCGUUAACAUUGUCUUAAGGUGAAAUGGCUGUAAAAUCAGUAUUUAACUAAUAAAUUUAUCUGUACUCCUCU